ACAGUCGUCGUCACUUUGGUGCCUCCGAGUGAUCUCAUGUGGGCUUGUCUCGUCCACCCAACAAAAGUAAUGAUAGAAAAAACUCGAUCCGCAACUACUUGAUUUUGUAUUUUUGUUGUAAUUUUUCCACACACCCAAUUUUCCCGUGGAAGAAAAGGAGUCAGCUUUUUCGUUGCUUUUAAAGCUUCAAUCUUUACCUAUUUGCCCAAAAUAUUCUGGGUUUUGUGAGAAUGAUGACGUCAUGUCGGAAUAUAGAUUUAGGUACGAUGAUGAUGGCAUGUGGUUGUGGCCGUCGUCAAUUUCCUUCCUUAGCGAAGACUGUUGUUUGUAAGUUUGGUAGCAGCAAUAGAAGCUAUGGCGGUGGGAUUCUUUGCAAAGCGGUACCGACGAAAUCAAAGGAAAUCUCUUUGCUCAAUGGUAUGUAUUGGUCAAGCUCAAACAGUGACUUUUGAUUUGAGGCAAGCGUCUAAACAGCCUAUUUCGUUGGUCAAUCUGUUUGAGCUAGUAGCUGAUGAUCUGCAGACUUUGAAUGACAAUCUUUUAUCUAUUGUUGGUGCAGAAAAUCCGGUUCUGAUAUCUGCCGCUGAGCAAAUUUUCGGAGCUGGUGGUAAAAGAAUGAGACCGGGUUUGGUAUUCCUUGUAUCACAUGCCACGGCGGAAUUAGCAGGCUUAAAGGAACUUACAACUGAACACCGGCGUUUGGCUGAGAUCAUCGAGAUGAUACACACCGCAAGCUUGAUACACGACGACGUGUUGGAUGAGAGUGAUAUGCGAAGAGGAAAGGAAACUGUUCACGAGCUUUUCGGCACAAGAGUAGCAGUGUUAGCUGGAGAUUUCAUGUUUGCUCAAGCGUCAUGGUACUUAGCAAAUCUCGAGAAUCUUCAAGUUAUUAAGCUCAUCAGUCAGGUGAUCAAGGACUUUGCAAGCGGAGAGAUAAAGCAGGCAUCCAGCUUAUUUGACUGCGACGCUAAGCUCGACGACUACUUACUCAAGAGUUUCUACAAGACAGCCUCUUUAGUGGCUGCAAGCACCAAAGGAGCUGCCAUUUUCAGCAGAGUUGAGACUGAUGUGACAGAGCAAAUGUAUGAGUUUGGGAAGAAUCUCGGUCUCUCUUUUCAGAUAGUCGAUGAUAUUUUGGAUUUCACUCAGUCGACAGAGCAGCUCGGGAAGCCAGCAGGGAGUGACUUGGCUAAAGGUAACUUAACCGCACCCGUGAUUUUCGCUCUGGAGAAAGAGGCAAGGCUGAGAGAGAUCAUUGAGUCUGAAUUUUGUGAGGCGGGUUCUCUGGAAGAAGCAAUUGAAAUGGUGAGAGAAGGCGGGGGAAUCAGGAGAGCACAAGAAUUGGCUAGAGAGAAAGCUGAUGACGCGAUAAAGAAUCUGCAGUGCCUGCCUCGAAGUGCUUUCCUGUCAGCUCUAGAAGAAAUGGUGAUGUAUAAUCUCGAAAGAAUUGAUUAGCUUUUCCAACAGAAGUUAGAAAGAUUGAGAUGAGACAUGCUUAUAGACUUAUAGUACAGUAAAGCACACACAAAAGAGGAUUUGGCUGUAAUACAGAGAUUGUAACCUGGUGAAAAUCCUUGGUAUUUCAAAAGCAAUAACACAUGAUUUCGAUUA
This is a messenger RNA of Arabidopsis lyrata subsp. lyrata, 1611 nucleotides long. Its product is annotated as solanesyl diphosphate synthase 1. The transcript is spliced from 6 exons. Gene Ontology annotation, cellular component: chloroplast. NCBI's taxonomy places the organism in Eukaryota, Viridiplantae, Streptophyta, Magnoliopsida, Brassicales, Brassicaceae. The record is from RefSeq and is a predicted model, not a curated record. Gene Ontology annotation, biological process: plastoquinone biosynthetic process; isoprenoid biosynthetic process. Gene Ontology annotation, molecular function: prenyltransferase activity. The coding region runs from base 355 to 1455 and encodes 366 amino acids.